Molecule: messenger RNA, 1190 nt
Organism: Heterobilharzia americana
Lineage: Eukaryota; Metazoa; Platyhelminthes; Trematoda; Strigeidida; Schistosomatidae
Source: the annotation of a GenBank genome assembly
CCCACCUGAGGUGUAUCUGGGAUCUGUCUGGAACUAAAUUAACAACCGCAAGGAGUAGUGAUCCACAGAUUUUAGACGCAGAAGCCAAUUAAGCCAAAGCCUCUUCUAUUCCGCCAACAACUAUUUGAACCAUCUGAACACCAGCUCGAAAACCUGUUGGAUUUUGGAUUUCCCGAAAAACCUUGACAAAUAUAGCCAGGCGCUGAGUUUCUUUCAAGGACAAGCAAUUAGUUUUUCGGUAUUAUGUAUGCGAACCAAGGUCUGAUGUUUAACGACUUUCCAAUGGAUCAAAAUACAAUAAGAGACUUAAAUCGUCAUGAAAAAAGCCUAGGUCUCCUUACUGAAAAGUUUGUUCAACUUCUGAAAGAGGCACCAGAUGGAAUUUUAGAUCUUAAAAUGGCAGCAGAAUUCUUGGCUGUACGGCAGAAACGUAGGAUCUACGAUAUCACAAAUGUUCUCGAAGGGAUUGGUUUGAUAGAGAAGCGAACCAAAAAUAGCAUCCAAUGGAAAGGUGGAAGUGCAGCUACAAAUGGUCCAGAUAUUCAGGCUCGUUUAGAUGAACUACAAGCCGAGGUUGAAUAUCUUGAAAAUUUAGAAAAAAAAGUAGAUGAACAUAGAGGAAAAGUAUUGCAAUCAUUAAGAAAUGUUCAAGAAGAUCUAGAUAAUCUUCAAUAUGCUUAUGUUACUCAUCAAGAUCUUAUCAACAUCUUUCAAGAUCGUACAAUGUUAGUUAUACGUGCACCACCGGUACAAGAAUGGAGGCACCUGUACCUGAAAACCCUAUGGAACAACCUGUUCAAACAAUAUUUUCAUUAAAGCGUUCAUACAAAAUUCACUUUAAAAGCUUCACAACACCAAUUCAUGUACUGUUAGUAAAUCAAGAAGAAGGUAGUGACAAAGCUCGUGUAUUACCAGUCCCAGCAACUUCGGAUGCAAUCGCACUGUCUCGUCGUCCAACUACAAGAACUACCGAGGAGAAUGCAUUCGUCAGUCCAUUAUUGCCAUUGAGUCCACCACCAAGCGAAUGUGAUUUCAACUACAGCCUAGAUGAAACGGAAGGUGUUUGCGAUUUGUUUGAUGUACCUAUUACUUCCACUUCUAGUACAAAAUAAUCCGGCAGAAUGUAUAUCAAUGAUAUAAUAAUGAUAAUAAUGAAAGCUGUGUACAUAAAUAUCAAGUUUAUUUGUUUA